Molecule: messenger RNA, 1192 nt
Organism: Sorex araneus (European shrew)
Lineage: Eukaryota; Metazoa; Chordata; Mammalia; Eulipotyphla; Soricidae
Gene: THEM6
Product: thioesterase superfamily member 6
Exons: 2
Coding region: 114-740 (208 amino acids)
Source: RefSeq, a predicted model, not a curated record
GCGGGCUGCGUCCGCGCGCGCGUCCCCCCCGCCCGGCCGCGGCGGUGGUUCGCUCCGGUCGCAGGGCGCUGGCCGCACCCGGCGGGCGGCGGCGCUCGGGGCUCGGGGCCGUCAUGCUGGAGCUGCUGGCGGCCGCGCUGGCCCUGGCGCUCGCCUACUUCGCGCUGCUGGACGGCUGGUACCUGGUGCGCGUGCCCUGCGCCGUGCUGCGCGCGCGCCUGCUGCAGCCGCGCGUCCGCGACCUGCUGGCCGAGCAGCGCUACCCUGGCCGCGUCCUGCCCUCAGACCUGGACCUGCUGCUGCACAUGAACAACGCGCGCUACCUGCGCGAGGCCGACGUGGCGCGCGCCGCGCACCUGGCCCGCUGCGGCGUGUUGGGGGCGCUGCGGGAGCUGGGGGCGCACGCCGUGCUGGCCGCCUCGUGCGCGCGCUACCGCCGCUCGCUGCGCCUCUUCGAGGCCUUCGAGGUGCGCACCCGCCUGCUAGGCUGGGACCACCGCGCCUUCUAUCUGGAAGCGCGCUUCGUCAGCGCGCGCGACGGUUUCGUGUGCGCGCUGUUGCGCUCCCGCCAGCACGUGGUGGGCGUCACGCCGGAGCGCGUCGUGCAGCACCUGUGCAAGCGCAGGGUGGAGCCGCCGGAGCUGCCCGAGGAUCUGCAGCACUGGGUCUCCUACAAUGAAGCCAGCAGCCGACUGCUACGGGCCGAGAGCGGGCUGGAUGCCUCCUCCAAGGACCAGUGACCUGCUGCCCACCCCCCACCCUGUCACCGACCCCUCUGGGCUCCACCCCGCUCUCGGCUUGGGAUUCGGGACGCAGGCAUCCUGACGACGGCCCUGCGGGCACUGCCAAGCAGAAUCCCGGGAGGGGUCGCCGCUGCAUGGUUCGCUUGGGAGGGUACCGCUGCUGGCCGGUAGGCCUCUAAAAAGACCAGAGGCCAUGGGGGCGCCUGCGCAGAGAGGCCUGGGCUGUGGGCUGUGGGAGCGUGGGGGACUGCUGCCCACCGUGGCCGCAGGGUGCUGCCCGGCGCCCCUGACUGAGGCUGCCAGCCCAAUGUCGCCCAGCAUCCCGGCCGCCAGAGCAUCACCGAGCACAGCUGCCCAGCGCCGCUGCCUCCCCGCCGCGCGCACGUGCAAAGCCACUAUACUCUGUUCUAUUUAUUUAAAGAAAGUCUGAUUAAAGCGUUGGAAACGGA